Molecule: messenger RNA, 1131 nt
Organism: Recurvomyces mirabilis
Lineage: Eukaryota; Fungi; Ascomycota; Dothideomycetes; Mycosphaerellales; Teratosphaeriaceae
Gene: HOM6
Product: Homoserine dehydrogenase
Exons: 1
Coding region: 1-1131 (376 amino acids)
Biological process (GO): L-homoserine biosynthetic process; aspartate family amino acid biosynthetic process
Molecular function (GO): aspartate kinase activity; NADP binding; homoserine dehydrogenase activity
Source: RefSeq, a predicted model, not a curated record
AUGGCACAGCCUCAAUCAAUCUUCAUAGCCGUCAUCGGAGUCGGAGGCGUAGGGAAAGCCUUCGUCACCCAAGUCCAACACCUGCAACCCCGCCUCCGCAAAGCCAACCCACCACUCGACCUCCGACUCAUCCUCGUCCGAAGAAGCAAACAGCAGAUCUCAAGCCCUAAAUAUGACAAUCUUGACCUAUCAAAAGUCCUUGACGAGCUAUCAAGCUCGAAAGACUCUUUACCACCACUCAAGGAAAGUCUCGAGUACCUGACAAAAGCACCCGGUCGAGCAGUCCUGGUAGACAAUACAUCCGACCCUGAACUCGCCUCCACAUACCCAGACAUGCUUGCAAAGGGCAUCUCGAUAGUGACUCCCAACAAGAAAGCCUUCUCAGAUGACCUCUCCCUUUGGCAGAAGAUCUUCUCCUCAGCAGCCAAUGGCACUGGCUCACCAAAGUCUGGAUAUGUCUUCCAUGAAUCCACCGUAGGAGCUGGUCUACCCGUUCUGAGUACACUGAAAGAACUCGUCGAGACGGGAGACGAGGUGAUGAAGAUCGAGGGCGUCUUCUCAGGAACAAUGUCCUUCCUCUUCAACUCCUUCAUGCCCGUCGGAGGCGGAGGAGGGAAGUUCAGUGCAGAGGUCAAGAAGGCGAAGGAGUUGGGGUAUACGGAGCCGGAUCCCCGGGAUGAUCUAAAUGGUCUUGACGUGGCGAGGAAACUUACGAUCUUGGCACGAUUGGCGGGGUUGGAGGUGCAGAGUCCGACGGCAUUCCUUGUGGAGAGUCUGAUACCUAAAGAGCUGGAGUCUUGUUCUUCUGGCGACGAGUUUCUGGAUAAGUUACCUGGUUUUGAUGGGCAGAUGGAUGAGCUGAAGAGUUCCGCUGCGAAAGAAGGGAAAGUGGUGAGGUUCGUGGGGAGUAUUGAUGUGCCGUCUAAAGCUGUGAAGGUUGGGCUUGAGAAAUUCGACGCUAGUCAUCCUAUUGCUGCGCUGAAGGGCAGCGACAAUAUCAUCAACUUUUAUACAAAGAGGUAUGGGUCGAAUCCGUUGAUCAUACAGGGGGCGGGCGCUGGAGCGGAUGUUACGGCUAUGGGUGUCACAGGGGAUUUGUUGAAGGUUGCUGCGUUGUUGAGGCAGAAUUGA